AUGGAACAUGACUAUUCAUCCAUCCAUCCAUCCAUCCAUCCAUCCAAACAUCCAUCCAUCCAUCCAUCCAUUUAUCCAUCCAUCUAUCAUCCAAACAUCCAUCCAUCCAUCCAUCCAUUUAUCCAUCCAUCUAUCAUCCAAACAUCCAUCCAUCCAUCCAUUUAUCCAUCCAUCUAUCAUCCAAACAUCCAUCCAUCCACCCAUCCAUCCAUCCAUCCAAACAUCCAUUUAUCCAUCCAUCCAUCCAUUCAUCCAUCCAAACAUCCAAACAUCCAUUUAUCAUCCAUCCAUCCAUCCAUCCAUCCAUUUAUCCAUCCAUCUAUAAUCCAUCCAUCCAUUUAUCCAUCCAUCUAUAAUCCAUCCAUCCAUUUAUCCAUCCAUCCAUUUAUCCAUCCAUCCAUUUAUCCAUCCAUCUAUAAUCCAUCCAUCCAUCCAUCCAUCCAUUUAUCCAUCCAUCUAUAA
This is a messenger RNA of Menidia menidia (Atlantic silverside), 462 nucleotides long. The record is from the annotation of a GenBank genome assembly. NCBI's taxonomy places the organism in Eukaryota, Metazoa, Chordata, Actinopteri, Atheriniformes, Atherinopsidae.